AGGAGCAUAAGGCUUCCAUGGAUAAGUUUAACGCCAUCAAGGCCAAGAUUGAUGUUGCUCUGCCCAACAAGAACAAGGACCAGCCCAGCCCUACCCAGAAGCGCCGCCAGGAGCUCAUUGCUCAGGCCAACGAGAUCCGCCAGAAGCAGGCCGGCGGCAAGAAUGCCCGUACCUCCAAGCUCGACCAGAUCAAGCGCCUUGACGAGCAGCUCCGCAGCCGCAUCAACGAGCAGAAGACUGCCAAGGCCAAGGUCCCCUUCAAGAGCGUCGAGGAUGUCGACCGCCAGAUUGAGUCCCUCGACAAGCAGGUCAACUCGGGAACCAUGAAGCUCGUCGACGAGAAGAAGGCCCUGACUGACAUCUCCAACCUGCGCAAGCUCCGCAAGAACUUUGGCCAGUUUGACGAGUCCCAGAAGCAGAUUGACGACCUCCGCGCCAAGAUCAAGGAGAUCAAGGACUCCAUGGAGGACCCUGAGCAAAAGGCCCUGUCCGAGCAGUACAACACGAUCCAGGCUGAGCUCGACGCCAUCAAGGCCGAGCAGGAUGAGGCCUACAAGAGCCUGUCCAGCCUCCGCGACGAGCGCACCAAGCUGCAGGCCGAGCAGCAGGAGAAGUUCACCGCCAUCCGCAAGCUCAAGGAUGAUUACUACGGUGCCAAGAAGGCCUUCCAGGCUUACGAGCGCGAGGCCCGCGAGAAGAUCCGCGAGCGUCAGCGCCUGGAGCGCGAGCGCUACGUCCAGGAGCGCAAGAAGGCCGACGCCGAGCGUGUCCUUGCCGAGGCCAGCGAGCCCGCCUACCUCGACGAGAUCCGCCGUGCCAACAGCCUGCUGGUCUUCCUUGACCCUACUUUCAAGGCCGAGAAGACCCCCCUGCUGGCCAACUCUGGCCUGACUGCUCAGGCUCAGCGCACUGUUGACGAGGCUGGUCUUAAGGGUACCAAGCUCGUCCGCAAGGAGGACCGCGACGACGAGUACCUCCCCGCCCAGUCCAAGGGCAAGAAGGGCAAGAAGGGCAACAACGCUGGUGCCGCCCAGAAGGGCUUCAACUGCCCCCCCUCAGUUGUCGAGGACUGCACUUUCCUCUCCCUUGACCCCCCUAUGCGCAAGGAGGACGUGCCUGAGUUGAUUGAGAAGGUCAAGGCUAAGCUUGAGCACUGGAAGGAGGACCAGGCUGCCCAGACCCAGCGUAACAUCGAGAAGGCCAAGAAGAAGCUCGAGGAGCUCGAGAAGGCCGAGGCCAACGGCGACAAGGUCGAGGAGGUAGCCGCCGACCUCAAGGACGCCUCCCUGGAGGACAAGGAGAAGCAGGAGGAGUCAUAAAUGGCUUCCGAGUCUCUCGUCCCCCCUUGCAGGCUAAAACAGCCAUCGACAACAAUCGACAGCCGAUGGCAUCCUUUUUUUUUCCUUAACUUUUCAAAAGUUACAUUCAUCUUACCAAGCUGACGCGCCUCAUCUCUCGUUCCCAGCUCUGCUCUCGCCUCUUCUCACAUCGCAUUAUUAUUAUACGCCUCAUACAACGUCAGCUCCAAGAAUGUAGAAUCCCUGGAGUUUUUUUCCUCGGGAAUCAAAAAAAGAAGGAUUCUGUUUUUUAAAAUAUGUCUAUGCAAGGGAAAAGAAGAGAAGAACGAAAAAAAAAAGAGAAGGGGAGCAGGAGUCAUGUCGAAAACGCCCUUUCUUCAUCUCCCCACGCCCCUAUAUCUUUACAAAGUGUCUGCCCCGUGUAUUGGGUUGUUUAUUUUUUUUUUUUCCAAAGUGUUUUUCUUUUUUUAUAUCUAGUCUUUUAGCUUUUUUUGUCAUCGCAUUAUUUUGUACCUAGGUAUAUCUAUCUUUAUUCCUCUCAUGGGAAAAGGAGUUUAGGCCCAAGCACGAAAUAUACACCUCAUGAUUUGAUGU
This is a messenger RNA of Trichoderma virens Gv29-8, 1892 nucleotides long. RefSeq lists its product as uncharacterized. Bases 18 to 1319 code for a protein of 433 amino acids. NCBI's taxonomy places the organism in Eukaryota, Fungi, Ascomycota, Sordariomycetes, Hypocreales, Hypocreaceae. Gene Ontology annotation, biological process: intracellular mRNA localization. Gene Ontology annotation, cellular component: nuclear outer membrane-endoplasmic reticulum membrane network; ribonucleoprotein complex; endoplasmic reticulum. Gene Ontology annotation, molecular function: mRNA binding. The record is from RefSeq and is a predicted model, not a curated record. The transcript has 3 exons.